AUGACCUCGAAGCUCGACAGGGAAAUCAACAUGCUACUUUCCCCUAACCUAUCGAUGAGAAGCAGAAGCACACAAUCUCGGAACAGACGUGGAACAGGAGGUUCUAGUGCGGCAGCAAAGAAAAAGCGCAGGAGAUUUCGCAUCGAGAAGGUGGGAUGGAAAUACCUGAAGGAUUCUCAUCGCGACUGCAUCCAUGAUGCAGAAAAGGGGGCGGCUGCCCUUCACAAUCUUUCAGCGGCAGCACGGGAACACAUGCGCAACCUCCAGCAUGUACUCACAAUCGUAACUAGGAAGUACCCCAACCUAGAAAGCUGUGUCUCCUCAAUCAUGGACAGCCAAGAAGAGUUGUUCAACCAGAUGAGCGAGUGCAAGAGGCGUCUAUCAAGCAUCCGCACGGGGCUCGAGGUUGCCAAGAGCUUGGUGGAGGUUCUGGGCCCAGGGGAGGAGGUCGAUGUGGAAGGGGAUGAGUAG
Coprinopsis cinerea okayama7#130 is the source of this 471-nucleotide messenger RNA. RefSeq lists its product as hypothetical. The record is from RefSeq and is a predicted model, not a curated record. Bases 1 to 471 code for a protein of 156 amino acids. The transcript is spliced from 2 exons. Lineage: Eukaryota; Fungi; Basidiomycota; Agaricomycetes; Agaricales; Psathyrellaceae.